AUGCCUCAGCCAGGCCCCAGUAACUUCCCUGUACUAGAGAUAUGGGAUCCCUCGUCCAAAUACAACUUCAUCAAACCCGCAAAAAGAAUCAACGAGGGACCUGACGUUUCCAAGUUCCUGACGUCAAAAGCAUAUCGGGAUAUUGGAAUAUUUGUAUUGCAGUUGAAUCGCGCUAUGUGCCCUCGGAAGUCUGUAGGUGACGAUGGGAAGGACAAGAUACAAACCUUCCAAAUCGGUUCAGAAUACGAAACCCAGCCAGUCGAGUCAGUACGAAAGCUUCAAGAGUUACUAGUUAGGAUUGAGUCAUACAUUGACGAGGCUCCACCCGAUCAAGGUCCGAGGCGUUUUGGAAACAUCAGUUUCCGGAGGUGGUACCAGUUAUUAGAACAAAGAGUCACAAAUCUUCUCCAUGAAUUUCUCCCCGACUCAGUGUUGAAUUUUGGUCCCGGCGGUGGAAACAAUGAUACUACAGCUAUAGGCGAACUUAUAGCUUACCUGCUUGGUGGAUUUGGGAGUGCCCAGAGGCUCGACUACGGAACCGGCCACGAAUUAAGCUUCCUAGCUUUCAUCGGAUGCCUAUGGAAACUCGGCGCAUUCAAAGACGGCAAACCAGGUGGUGACAUAGAACGGAGUAUCGUGCUCGGAGUCUUCGAACCCUACCUCCGUGUGGUACGACGUCUAAUAUUAACUUACACACUCGAGCCGGCCGGAUCUCAUGGUGUAUGGGGUUUGGAUGAUCACUCUUUUCAGCCAUACAUCUAUGGUUCCGCCCAAUUAAGCCGUGCGAUCACAGACUCAGAACCCAUGCCGAUUGAAGGUUCGCUGUUUCGUGCACCCAAGCCUGCACAGGUAGUCAAGGCAGAGUACGUGGAGCAAGAGAGAAAGCGAAACAUGUAUUUUUCGGCCAUUGGAUUUAUCAACGACGUUAAGAAAGGGCCAUUUUGGGAACACAGUCCUAUUCUGUUCGAUAUUUCCGGUAUCAAAGACGGUUGGGGUAAAAUUAACAAGGGUAUGAUCAAGAUGUUCAACGCUGAAGUUCUUUCCAAGUUUCCGGUAGUACAGCAUUUCCCUUUUGGUUCGCUAUUCUCUUGGGAACAAGACCCUGAUGCCGCUACCCCUCAACAAUCGGUCCACAUGGCAAACCAACCCACUUCCGCUACAUCUAUGCCGCCACCACCGUCAUUCGCAGCUGCUGGGCCUAGUACAGGUGCACCAUGGGCGCAAGCAACAAGUAUGCCUGGUGCUUCUGGUGCUGGUAUUCCAUAUUCCCGAGCUCCGUGGGGUCCAGGACAUCCCGUCCCUAGACCAUCUCAGCCACGGCCCAACGAAACAGCUCGUCAAUUAUCGACCACCCAAGCUCCUUGGGCGAAAUCUAGUGACAGACCAAGUGGAUGA
Messenger RNA from Hypoxylon trugodes, 1395 nucleotides. Its product is annotated as Phosphotyrosyl phosphatase activator. NCBI's taxonomy places the organism in Eukaryota, Fungi, Ascomycota, Sordariomycetes, Xylariales, Hypoxylaceae. Gene Ontology annotation, cellular component: cytoplasm; nucleus; protein phosphatase type 2A complex. The transcript has 3 exons. Gene Ontology annotation, molecular function: peptidyl-prolyl cis-trans isomerase activity; protein tyrosine phosphatase activator activity. Gene Ontology annotation, biological process: mitotic spindle organization. Bases 1 to 1395 code for a protein of 464 amino acids. The record is from RefSeq and is a predicted model, not a curated record.